Molecule: messenger RNA, 5955 nt
Organism: Pteronotus mesoamericanus
Lineage: Eukaryota; Metazoa; Chordata; Mammalia; Chiroptera; Mormoopidae
Gene: ABLIM1
Product: actin binding LIM protein 1
Exons: 24
Coding region: 5-2506 (833 amino acids)
Biological process (GO): cilium assembly; lamellipodium assembly; cytoskeleton organization
Cellular component (GO): actin cytoskeleton; stress fiber
Molecular function (GO): actin filament binding
Source: RefSeq, a predicted model, not a curated record
CAAGAUGCCUUCCUUGCUUGGUUUAAAGUGUCUGGGGAAAUUGUGCAGCUCUGAGAAAAGCAAAGUCACCUCCUCCGGGACAACCAGCACCAGGGGCUCCUACAGAAGGAGGCUGGUUGUCGAGGACGUGGGCGUCCCUGUGAGCCCCCGCCCCAUGCACGGACGUGCCACUGUCACCCACCUGUUGUAUCUGUACCGUGACGUCGGCUGCAUACCCGAGACCCUGGCUAACAGCGUCGAUCCUCUGGUGGCUCACCCUCAGGACCCUCACCAUCCAUCCGAGAAGCCUGUCAUUCACUGCCAUAAAUGUGGGGAGCCAUGCAAGGGCGAAGUGCUUCGGGUCCAGACCAAACACUUCCACAUCAAAUGUUUCACCUGCAAAGUGUGCGGCUGCGACCUGGCACAAGGCGGCUUCUUCAUCAAGAACGGGGAGUACCUCUGCACCCUGGACUACCAGAGGAUGUACGGGACACGCUGCCAUGGCUGCGGAGAGUUCGUGGAAGGAGAGGUGGUGACUGCCCUGGGCAAGACCUACCACCCCAACUGCUUUGCUUGCACCAUCUGCAAGCGUCCCUUUCCACCCGGAGACCGUGUCACGUUCAAUGGGAGAGACUGCCUUUGUCAACUCUGUGCCCAGCCGAUGUCGUCCAGCCCUAAGGAAGCCUCCUGCUCCAGCAAUUGCGCUGGCUGCGGAAGAGAUAUCAAAAACGGGCAGGCGCUGCUGGCGCUGGAAAAGCAGUGGCACUUGGGGUGCUUUAAAUGCAAAUCCUGCGGGAAGGUCCUCACCGGGGAGUACAUCAGCAAGGAUGGCGCUCCAUACUGCGAGAAGGACUACCAGGGGCUCUUUGGGGUGAAGUGUGAAGCCUGUCACCAGUUUAUCACAGGCAAAGUCUUGGAGGCAGGUGACAAACACUACCACCCCAGCUGUGCACGAUGCAGCAGAUGCAACCAGAUGUUCACAGAAGGAGAGGAAAUGUAUCUUCAAGGUUCCACCGUGUGGCAUCCCGACUGUAAGCAAUCCACCAAGACGGAGGAAAAGCUGCGGCUGCCAAACAUUCAGCAUUCUUCCUCCGAUUUCUUUUAUCCCAAAAGUCUGAUCCGACGCACAGGACGGUCCCCGUCACUGCAGCCCACCAGGACUUCCUCCGAAAGCAUUUACUCCAGACCAGGCUCCAGUAUCCCCGGGUCCCCGGGUCACACGAUCUAUGCAAAAGUGGAUAACGAAAUCCUGGAUUACAAGGAUUUAGCAGCCAUUCCCAAGGUCAAGGCAAUAUAUGAUAUUGAACGUCCAGAUCUUAUUACCUAUGAGCCUUUCUACACUUCAGGCUAUGAUGACAAACAGGAGAGACAGAGCCUGGGAGAGUCUCCGAGGACUUUGUCUCCUACUCCAUCAGCAGAAGGGUACCAGGACGUCCGGGACCGGAUGAUGCACCGCUCCACCAGCCAGGGCUCCAUCAACUCCCCCGUGUACAGCCGCCACAGCUACACUCCCACCACGUCCCGCUCUCCGCAGCAUUUCCACAGACCCGGGAAUGAGCCGUCCAGCGGCCGGAACUCCCCUCUCCCCCACCGGCCAGACAGCCGCCCUCUCACUCCAACUUACGUUCAGGCCCCUAAACAUUUCCAUGUUCCAGAUCAAGGGAUCAACAUUUACCGAAAACCACCCAUCUACAAACAGCAUGAUGCAGCUGCCUUGGCAGCCCAGAGCAAGUCUUCAGAAGAUAUCAUCAAGUUUUCCAAGUUCCCAGCAGCCCAGGCUCCAGACCCCAGCGAGAUCCCAAAGAUUGAGACGGACCACUGGCCUGGUCCCCCCUCACUUGCUGCCGUAGGAGCUGACACGAGACGCCGAUCUAGUGGCAGAGAGGAAGAUGAUGAGGAACUUCUGAGACGCCGGCAGCUUCAAGAAGAGCAAUUAAUGAAGCUCAACUCAGGCCUGGGGCAGUUGAUACUGAAAGAAGAGAUGGAGAGGGAGAAGGAGAGGGAGAGCCGCGAGCGGUCCUCCCUGUCAGCGAGUCGUUACGAUUCUCCCAUCAACUCAGCGUCCCAUGCGCUGUCAUCCAAAACCUCAUCUCUCCCAGGCUAUGGAAGAAAUGGGCUUCACCGGCCCGUGUCCACAGACUUCGCUCAGUACAACAGCUACGGGGACGUCAGCGGCGGAGUGCGAGACUACCAGGUAUGGAGCCCCGUCUUUCUGGAGUUGGCCGCACCCACGGGACGAGCGUUUUUCAGUCCAGAUACCCUCCCAGACGGCCACAUGCCCGGCAUGAGAAUGGACCGAGGAGUGUCUAUGCCCAACAUGUUGGAACCAAAGAUAUUUCCGUAUGAAAUGCUCAAGGUGACCAACAAAGGGCGCAACAAAAUCCUAAGAGAUGUGGACAGAACGAGGCUGGAGCGCCACCUAGCCCCAGAAGUGUUUCGGGAAAUCUUUGGAAUGUCCAUCCAGGAGUUUGACAAGUUACCUCUUUGGAGACGCAACGAAAUGAAGAAAAAAGCAAAACUCUUCUAAGUCCCACACGUAGACAGCAAUCAGAAAAAGGACUAACGAUGGCAGUGACCCAUAGGAUGUUGUAUUAAGGCCCAAACUUGAUUGGAGAAUUUGCAAACUACUGUUCCCUCAGCAACAACAGAAAGGGAAAAAUCUGAUCAAAACACCCACGAGCCAAAUACUGGGCCAACCAACGGCGACGCUCGCCAAGGAGCAAUGGGGUAGAAAUUUCUAUGUUCCCACACUCGACAGUAGCGUCCGCAGGUGACCUUUUUACAUCACCUUAUGCACACAACAGGAGCUCCUUCUUUUGUUUCUUUUUAACUGUUAUCCAACAAUAGUGCUGACUGUACGGAUCAGAGCCAGCAAGUGCCCUUAGGAUGCCGCAUGGAAAAAGCAGCUAUUGUAAUUCCAAAGUAUGAAUAUAUUUAUUACGUAGCAGAGUGGCUAAGAAGGAGGAGCUCACGGGACACGUCCAUGUGGUAGCAGCCUUUUGCACAUGCCUUUGCUCGCUGGCCUCACGCAGCUCUGCACUCCCACAGGGUGGGAAUCCCAGUCUGGGGGCCCAGCGGCUCCACUUGGGGGGCCGAGCAGCAGCCAGAGUCAUUUUUAACAAUCUCCUUGUUCUCUGCUGUUGGCCAGGACCUGGUUCACAAAUCACUUAGCUCUUAGUUUUUCAAAAGUUUUUCCAAGAGAAAAAGAAGGAAAAGGAAUGAACAGGAAAGCUCCCUUUACUCCUUUUCUGUUUCAGAUAAUGCGACUCUCUCUUCCUCCCCACCAAGGACGGGAGCUGUCUCUGGUCCCCCCUCUACAAAGAAAGGAAAGGGGAAAGCGAUCUCCAGAUUGGCACCGCUGCAUGCUGUUAGGUGAUUUUUGCCCAGAAGCCAUGGCAUUCUUGGCAAAAAAAAAAAAAAAGUGCUGUGUCCUACCAAUGCAAGUUCCCGUGCUCUGCUCUGCAUCUGGCAUCCUCGGAAUUGAAUCACGCCCACGCUGGUUUCAGGGUUUGGUUUUUAUUUCCCGCCCCCCAAGGUAUUUUCAUUAGUUGGCUAAGGAAAGGCAUGGUUUUCUGUUUUAAAUCUCUGCACCUCCAGGGCAGAGUGCCUGAAAUUAUUUUAAUUGGCCUUCUCAGCUUUCCUUCUUGCCUAGCACGGUUGGCUCCACGAUGUGUGUGUGCACACACGCGUCCGACUGACUAACUUAUUCUGCAAACGGCUCUGACCAGGUGGCGCUGGGAGACCAGCUGUUCCGUGGUCUGAAGCCGGAUGACGGGGUGCGGUUUUGCCCCUUCGCAUCCAACAGGUUGCCUCUUGCUUCAUUCAAUAUUUUUGCCACCCCAUCUUCUCUCGGACCUCACCCUCGGUGACAGCCUGUGUCCAAUCCCUGCUUUGCUCUGGCAAAGUGUGAGGGGUGGGGACCACGGUAUGUUCCCAGUGUUUCCCUGCCACCAUUAGCAACAAGGGUCCCAGCGCUAGGCUGGUGGAGAGACUUCUUGUCGUUGUAGGGUCGGUGAGGGACCCCUGAUGUUUUCAUUGAUUGGUGAGUUAUGUCCCAUGCACACGCAGAUCAAACAUCCAUGUCAGAAAAACUGCAGCGACGGUUAGAGGAUGGAGCCCAAAACCUCUUCCCACUAACAGAACUUUGCUUUCCUUGAAUCUUUCGUAUUUGGUUCUGCAGCCAUCUUAGAAGGGAGAAGAGCUCUUGCCAUGUCAAGUACAUUAGGAAAUUUAAACUACGCCAUGCAAAUAUGCAUUGCCCGAAAAUGGCCGUAGCCUCCCGUUUGCAAGCAGAGCGGUGCUGCACUCUGGAGCAGGGGCCUUGAACCCUAAUGCAGAGUGGGCUCCCCAGCAGAAGGCUCCGGCUGGAGAGAGGGCUGCAGACGCAGCCUGCUUCUCCUAACUGCCAAGUCCAGUACGCGGGCUACCACAGGCUGCCCACUUUGUUAAAGGGGGCGCCGCAAGCUUGUUCUCAGAACGUCCAGGCCGCCGCACGGGCUAUCCAUCUUCUCCGCUUGAACCCCGCCCUGCACUGCACAUAAAAAUUCCAGAUGUGAAUACAGUCAAGUGAGCAGGGGCUGUUCACUUUAGGGGUGGAAUGAACACACCCGGCGCACUUCCCCUGCGCAGACGUGAGGGCUACUCUUAGGAGCACAGGGCUUCCCUACGAUUCUUUCAGCACAGUGAUUAUACGAGUGAAAGAGGCCCCUGUGGCACUAGAAAAGUCGGUGCUUCCUUCAGAGUUUCUUCCAGAAGAGCCAGGCUACCAUCUAGUCUUCCUGUGCAAUUUGUGAGAAGACAUGAAGAGCAUUUGGAAGCUUGUACAACUAGCUACGCAUCCACGUUGUGGUUUGGGUUAGUUAGGAAAUGUUCAUGAUGUGACUUCUUCAAUAGCUCAAGACAAACGCCUGUCCUCUGAAACCUUAGACAGAGGAGCGAGAGUUAAUGGGUAAUAAGGUGCAAACAAACAAACAAACAAAAAGUUGUUUGAAUCUGUCACGUCCUCUAGUCUCUUCCCCUUCUCCCAGUUCUGUUGUCCCCAAACCAAGUUUCCUCUUCGGAGCUGAGACUAGGGCAGCUUGUCCCCGCAUCUGGUUAUGUCAGUCAACUCCUCUUGGGGAAGUCUUUGCUGGAAAUGUUUAUAAAACUUUCACCUAAUUUCUUUACAGUUGAAAGCAAACACCUUUUUCUAAAGAGUUGCUUCUCAGAUGAUUAUAUAAAAUAUAUAUGCUUUUGCUAGUUUAAAAAAUUCAAACCAUUUUGACUAAGUAGGUCUUUUCUACAAACUCUUCUAAGCAGACUUGGUGGUCGCAUCCUUCUGCGUGUUGAAGGGGCAGGGGACACCCCUAGGCUUCAGGUCCACAGGCUUUCUCUGUGCUUGUCAUGAGUGACAGCAGGAAGAAAUUGACCCCUGCGUCCCCAGCCCUUCUGCGUCCUCUGAGGAAGCCUCAGUUUUUACAAAUCGCUCUCCUGUGUUUUCAGCUGCUGUUUAAUCAGGACUUCCUAAGCCAGCCUUGAUUUUAACGAUUUUUAAAAUUAUUUUUCUUUGACACUCCAAGUGUUGGUCAGUAUGCCCUAAAACUCACUCAUGAGUCCUCCGUUGUGAAGAAUGUUCUACCCAGAAAAAGAUAAUUUUGGACUUGAGACUUGCGAUGACACCACCUCAUAGUGAUGAUGUACAUCAGGGGAACUACCUGACUGUGUUAUAAUGAAAAAAUGAGAAACUUCUACUUUGGCAUUUAAAAAGGGGGGAAAUAAAGCACUGUCUUUCCCUUUGCUGCCCAGGAAAGUGGGGAGAUGGUGAUGGAUAUGCUUUGCAUAUAGAUUUUUGUGUUUUUUGGGAGCAAAAGCUGAAUCCAUGGCAAGCUCAAAAAGAAAGGGGGAGGUAGACGGUUGAAGCCAAAAGAAACUUUCUAAACAAUUUUUGUGUACACAGCAAAAUUAAAGAAAUCCCACCUUUUCUGACACUUAACAUAA